AUGCUGUCUGAUUUGCAAAUAUUCAGUCUGGUUAUAUUGGGAAUCCUCGGCUUAACUGGGAGCAUCAUGAACUCAUCGAUUGCAGCUGUUUAUUUCAGAGACUUUAGGAAGAGAAUUGUCCUGAGAGCAUGUGAUAAAGUCCUUGUCACUAUGAGUGUCACCAACGUCGCCCUCCAGUGCUUGUUAAUGAGUGAUGGGAUUUUAAGUUGUCUGAAAUUACAGAAAUUACUUCUCAAAAAGCCUUACUUGCUUCACAUUUUUAUUUUCUACCUACUGAUCUCUAUAAACUUGUGGAAUACAGCUUGGCUCAGUUUUUGUUACUGCGUCAGACUUGUAACCUUCUCAAACCAACUCUUCAAUCAACUGAAAAUAAAACUCUCCUCUCUUAUUCCUAUGCUUUUGGUGGGAUCAGUAGUGGUAUCAGUAGCUGUUAAUACUCCAUAUUUUUUUACUAUAGCUUUUCAAAGUCCUCAAAAUGUGUCAGAUGAUUUCACAAAUACCAUGUAUUACAAUAGCCUGCCAUAUAACUUAUCUAUAGGCUGUAUUGGACCCUUUUUUCUCACUUUAAUCUGUAUAGGAUUCAGUGUCACUGUCCUCUUGAGACAUAUAUGGAAAAUAAAUGUAUUUGGAACCCAGUGUGAUCGGGGUAAAAAGCUUGUAAAAGCCGCGCAGACAAUGGUCCUUCUUAUGUUCAUUAAUAGCACCUUCUACAUUAUAAAUACUGUCUAUGCAAUACUAAAGGCCUGGGACAGCUGGCAAGAGACAGUUUAUUUACUAAACUGUUCAUAUCCAUUAGCACAAGCCAUUAUCAUAAUACUGGGAAAUCCCAAGUUACUGGCCACCUGGAGAAGAGAAAGACAGCAAACUCAGUAG
This is a messenger RNA of Bombina bombina (fire-bellied toad), 873 nucleotides long. RefSeq names its product taste receptor type 2 member 40-like. Gene Ontology annotation, molecular function: G protein-coupled receptor activity; bitter taste receptor activity. NCBI's taxonomy places the organism in Eukaryota, Metazoa, Chordata, Amphibia, Anura, Bombinatoridae. Gene Ontology annotation, cellular component: membrane. Gene Ontology annotation, biological process: detection of chemical stimulus involved in sensory perception of bitter taste; sensory perception of taste; G protein-coupled receptor signaling pathway. The transcript has a single exon. Bases 1 to 873 code for a protein of 290 amino acids. The record is from RefSeq and is a predicted model, not a curated record.